Messenger RNA from Amorphotheca resinae ATCC 22711, 1644 nucleotides. RefSeq lists its product as hypothetical. Gene Ontology annotation, molecular function: transmembrane transporter activity. The record is from RefSeq and is a predicted model, not a curated record. Gene Ontology annotation, biological process: transmembrane transport. NCBI's taxonomy places the organism in Eukaryota, Fungi, Ascomycota, Leotiomycetes, Helotiales, Amorphothecaceae. The coding region runs from base 1 to 1644 and encodes 547 amino acids. The transcript has 5 exons.
AUGCCCUUCGGGAUACUUGAAGAUCACCACAUGGAGCUAGUCCCUGGGACAGCUUGCAUGAAUGAUCAGUCUGAUAUUCCACGAGAGUAUGAGCAGAUUCCUCGAGAGCUGCUGAAACAUGGAACGGGGCGACUAUCACAUCUUAUCUUGGUGCCGCAGCCAUCAGAUUCCCCAAACGAUCCAUUGAAUUGGCCUGUUUGGAAGAAAGAUUCAAUCCUUCUUAUAGUGGGUCUUUCUGCUGCGGUGGUAGGAGCCUUCGGACCCAUGCUGUCACCGGGAUUCGUACAAAUUUCGCACGAGAUGGGGAUCAGUGUCAACACACUCUCUCAAUCUACAGCCUGGCUUAUCCUAACCAUCGGCCUCUCGUUAUUCAUCGCCAACCCCGCAGCCAAAGUAUGGGGGCGACGCCCAGUUUACAUAGUUGCCAUCAUGAUCAUGUUCGCAGGUAGUGUCUGGGGAGCGUUUGCAAAGGGCUACGGCUCUUUUCUCGCGAGUCGCAUCGUAUCUGGGUUUGGUAUGGCACCUUAUGAAGUCCUUGUUCAAUGCACGAUUGGCGACAUGUAUUUCGUGCAUCAGAGAGCCACCAGGAUCGCGGCCUGGAACCUGUUUCUGCUCUGUGGCAUUGCUGGAGGGAGUCUGAUAAGUGGAUAUAUCAUUCAAGACAUCGGCUGGAAGUGGACAUUUGGAAUCUGUGCUAUCCUUUUCGGCGUGUUCAUGUUCUUGGUCCUCCUUUUCGUUCCUGAAACUGCCUACAAUCGCGUCCCUAUACAGGAAAGAUACGGAGGGAUAGCCCUUCGUAUCUCUGAUAUAGAGAAGCCGAUUGAAAAGGAGGAACUGAAGGUCUCUUUGGAUGAAAACACUGCUACUAGAACCACAGGCUCGCUAGAGAAGAAAGACUCUUUUCUGCGAAGUCUGCGCAUCUUCACAGGACGCUACUCAGACGCACCAUUUUUGAAGAUCUUCAUUCGCCCUUUUAUAAUUUUCUGGUACCCCGCCGUUCUCUGGGCCUUCCUAGUUUACGGCACCACGCUCACUUGGAUUGUUGUGUUCAGCGUCGUCAACGCAUCGAUCUUUACACUCCCACCCUACAACUUCACAGUCUCCCAAGUUGGACUCGUCAGCAUCUCGCCACUAGUCCUAACCGUCGUCGGCGAGGUAGUAUCUGGACCACUGAACGAUUACAUCUGCGUGUUCCUAACCAAAAGGAACCGCGGUAUCUACGAGCCAGAAUUCCGACUCGUUCUCAUGAUCCCCGUACUCCUUAUUGGAAUCAGUGGCUUCUUCGGCUUCGGCGCUUCCGUCCACUACCAGACGCAUUGGAUAGGUCCCGUGCUCACCUUCGGACUUACAAAUAUGGCCAUGGCGUUCGCGUCAGGCUGCGUAUUUGGCUACGUGAUAGAUUCGUACGAGAAACUGAGCGAAGAAGCAUUCAUUGCUAUCAAUGCCCGCAACUUCCUGACUUUCGGCCUGACGUACUUUGUGAAUGAUUGGCUGGAGAAAGACGGUGUUCUGGCGGUCUUUAAUGUGCUAGGUAGUUGUUUCAUUGCCGUCGUCGCUCUGACGCUCCCGCUGUGGGUGUUUGGGAAGAAACUGAGGAGUGCGAUCGCGAGGAACCAGAUUCUGAAUAAUCUUAUGAAAAAUUAG